ACUCACCCCUCUUCUCUCUCCCUCUCUUCACUUCAUCACCUCUCAUCACUCAACCUCUGUUCAUCAAGACUGGCAUCGUCACAUCACAUUAUAUCAAAUCUAAUUUACUAUACUAUAAUGACAGCCAAAACAAUCCGAGAAAUCACAGCCCGCAACCUGGCGGUGUUCCGGCGCCAGCCCGUGUCGGAGAUCUCCGGCUCGCUGGGCGACCUGGGCACGUUCUUACCACUGGCGUUGGCGCUGGCAGCGAACAACACAGUGUCGCUGUCGAGCACGCUGAUUUUCUCGGGGCUAUUCAACAUUGUGACGGGCCUGGUGUUUGGGAUUCCGCUGCCCGUGCAGCCGAUGAAGGCGAUCGCGGCGGUAGCGAUUGCCCGGGGCUUCAGCAACGGAGAGAUUGCGUCCGCAGGACUGCUGGUGGCCGGGUGUAUUUUCGUCUUCAGCGUGACGGGUCUGCUGCGCUGGUUCACGAACGUGAUCCCCGUCCCCGUCAUCAAGGGGAUCCAGGUCGGGGCGGGCCUGUCGCUGAUCAUCGCUGCGUGCGGGACGUUACUCUCCUCGCUUGGAUGGGCAGGACCCUCAUGGGCGGAUAAUCUGGUCUGGGCGAUUGUUGCCUUUCUCUGUCUGCUCGUCUGCGGCGUGUACCGCACUUUUCCCUAUGCGCUGGUCGUCUUUGUCGUGGGGUUGCUGUUUGCCAUCAUCCGCAGCGUCGUCGCCACCGACCUGCCCUCGUUGGUCUUCUGGCGGCCGUACGUGGUGGUCCCCUCUCCCGCCGAGUUCGCGACGGGUGCCGUCGACGCCGGUCUGGGUCAGAUCCCGCUGACGACGCUCAACUCCGUCGUCGCCGUCGUCUACCUGGCUGCCGACCUGCUGCCGGAAGUGCGCACCCCGACCGUCACGGCCAUCGGGCUGAGCGUCGCCGCCAUGAACCUGCUCGGCUGCUGGUUCGGCGCGAUGCCCGUGUGCCACGGCUCGGGCGGGCUGGCUGCCCAGUUCCGCUUCGGUGCCCGCUCGGGCGCCUCUGUUGUGUUUUUGGGUCUGCUCAAGCUGGUCAUCGGCGUCUUCUUUGGCGAGUCGCUCGUCGGCCUGCUCAAACGGUUUCCCGCCGCUCUGUUGGGCGUCAUGGUCAUCGCUGCGGGGUUGGAGCUCGCCAGCGUAGGCGAGAGCCUGAAUACCUCUGCCCGCGAUUUAUCUGGCGUUCUCGGUGAGCCCGAUGAAGCUGGGAGAUUAGGGGAAAUCCCGCCCAGCGAGUUCGAGCGUAAGAAGCGCUGGACCGUGAUGCUUGUGACAAUCAGCCUGCUGGUCGGGUUUAAGAACGACGGGAUCGGGUUCGUGGCAGGGAUGUUGUGCUGGUGGGCGUACGAGAUUCCUUCUUUAGUGGAGAGGGUGAGAGAGAGGUUUGGAAGAAGAAUUCAUUUAUAGUCUUAUAGGACCCAUUCAUACACUCAAUUCAUUCAAUUUAUACACCCGAUCCAAUUUAUGUACAUCCUAUACAAGACACACCAAAAUCAAUAUUUCGUCCCUGGAUCAUGGAGACUCGCCUCCGUUCCCGACUCAUCCAACUCGGUGAUUCUCUUGGUGGCAUCCCCCGAUACAGCAGGGAGCACCAUCUGGCCCGUCCGAUCGUAGCGCCGUUCCUCGACGACAGCAGGCUGGCCUAGAUCCUGGUGCGCGGUACGGACGACCGUGUUGCCUUCUGGAUCGGUGUGCGAGGCGGUGCUGUAUCGGUGGCCUGUUGUUGUGGUGCCGUCGCUGCUGUUUGUUGCGGAGCUGUAGUAGUAGCUGCUGAAGGACAUGGCUUUAGUAUAAGACAAUAAUUUUUAGAUAGACGUAGAUAGAUAGUAUACAGUGUAGAUUGUA
Molecule: messenger RNA, 1860 nt
Organism: Penicilliopsis zonata CBS 506.65
Lineage: Eukaryota; Fungi; Ascomycota; Eurotiomycetes; Eurotiales; Aspergillaceae
Exons: 1
Coding region: 118-1422 (434 amino acids)
Biological process (GO): molybdate ion transport
Molecular function (GO): molybdate ion transmembrane transporter activity
Source: RefSeq, a predicted model, not a curated record